AAAUCAGCCAAUAUUGUUAUGUUAUUGUUAUUUUUAGUUAGGUUAUGUUUACGUUAAAGAAUUUGUAUUUCUUUUUAAUUCGGUUAUUCAUUUAUAUUUACUGCCAAUAUGUCGAAGACACCAACAAAAGUGGAUUCAAGUUACAACUUCAUACCAAGAGAAAUAACGACGCCUAAUAAAGAUCAGCAAGGAGUUUCUAAGACGGUGUACUCCCAUGUCUCAAAGCUGCAUGGACUUCUUAACGACUGGGGUAAAAUGCGAGACAAAGGUGUGAGGUUGUGCAGAGCCGUAUCUGCCUUGAAGUUACACGAGUGUGACGAUGACUAUUUUCCGAGCCAGUUGAAGCCGCUGAUGGACGGUCUGUUGGACGCUUUGGACGGUUUGAAGACAAUUGUUGACGGUAUCAAGGUUUUGAAUAACCAACUGCAGGCAUUAGCCAAACUUCAACCUACUGAUGAGCCGGUAAUAUCUACAUGGUCUGUCAGUAAAAUUUCACAAACAGUAACAAAUAUUUAUACAUCUCUAGAAAAGGAAUACAGGCUUAAAAAGAUUAUUACAGAAAACGUAGCGCAUAGCAGAGACGAGAAUUUAAUAGAAGUGUACAUUAGUGCCUGGGAAUUCGAAGCUUACUUCAAUAUUGAAGCUAAUGCAUAUCUAUUUGCAGAAGUUGGUUUAGCUGCUGUUACAUAAGUUAAAUGUAAAAAUUAAUAAAGUUUUGUUUUAUGUUUAUAUGUUA
Helicoverpa zea (corn earworm) is the source of this 736-nucleotide messenger RNA. Its product is annotated as cyclin-dependent kinase 2-interacting protein-like. Bases 109 to 690 code for a protein of 193 amino acids. NCBI's taxonomy places the organism in Eukaryota, Metazoa, Arthropoda, Insecta, Lepidoptera, Noctuidae. The transcript is spliced from 4 exons. The record is from RefSeq and is a predicted model, not a curated record.